GAGCGGUGGCGCCCGGGCCUCCGCCUCCUCCAAAGGCCUCCCCGGACCCCCGGCUGGAGCCCAGCGUACUGCUCCCCCAUGCACCGGAGGAGGCGCAGGAGCCGGGUGAGUGCCCUGGAGGGCUGCCGGGAGGAAGAGGCGCCCCCGGAGGCGGCCGCUGUGCCCCCGGCGCGGUUAACCUCGGUGCAGCAGACCGAGGCGGCGGCGGCGGCGGAGCGGAUUCUGCUCCGAGGCAUCUUCGAGAUUGGAAGGGGCAGCUGCGACGUGGUGCUGAGCGAGCGGGCCCUGCGGUGGCGGCCCAUUCAGCCCGAGCGCCCGACGGGUGAUUCCAAGUAUGACAUGCUAUGUAAGGAAGAAUUUAUUGAACUCAAAGAUGUAUUUUCUGUGAAACUGAAACGGCGUUGUUCUGUGAAACAGCAGAGAAGUGGCACUUUAUUAGGUAUUACACUUUUCAUCUGUUUGAAAAAGGAACAAAAUAAACUGAAGGAUUCUACACUUGAUCUUAUUAAUUUAAGUGAAGAUCACUGUGACAUAUGGUUUCGACAAUUCAAGGAAAUUUUGGCAGGUUUUUCAAACAGACCAAAGUCAUUAAAAAUACUCCUUAAUCCCCAAAGUCACAAAAAAGAAGCUAUCCAGGUCUAUGAUGAGAAGGUUGAACCUCUGUUGAAGCUUGCAGGAAUAAAGACUGAUGUAACAAUAACAGAAUAUGAAGGGCAUGCUGUGUCGCUGCUUAAGGAAUGUGAACUCCAGGGAUUUGACGGUGUUGUCUGUGUUGGUGGAGAUGGAUCUGCUAGUGAAGUAGCCCAUGCUUUGCUUCUUAGAGCCCAGAAGAAUGCUGGAAUGGAAACAGAUGGAAUCCUAACUCCUGUCAGAGCACGGCUUCCACUUGGCUUAAUCCCAGCAGGAUCUACCAAUGUAUUGGCACAUUCUCUUCAUGGAAUCUCUCACGUGGUAACUGCAACUUUGCACAUAAUAAUGGGGCACAUACAACUGGUGGAUGUCUGCACCUUCAGCACCACUGAUAAGCUUCUUCGCUUUGGGUUCUCUGCCAUGUUUGGCUUUGGUGGAAGAACUUUGGCUCUUGCAGAAAAGUAUUGGUGGAUGUCCCCUAACCAUCGGAGAGACUUUGCUGUGAUGAAGGCACUGGCAAAACUUAAGCCAGAAGACUGUGAAAUAUCAUUUUUACCAUUUAACAGCUCUGAGGAUGUACAAGAGAGGAGGGCACAUGGAUCUCCCAAAUCUGGUGAGUCCAAAAGUAUCUCCUUGAGAACUGAGCCAGGCUCUGUUGACAUUUUGCUCUGGUGAGGGAAAGUAACCAAUCACUUCCAUUACCUUUAGACUGUAAUGAUCAAUGGCAAAUGAUCCAGGGUCAGUUCUUGAAUGUCAGCAUUAUGGCAAUUCCUUGCC
Lemur catta (Ring-tailed lemur) is the source of this 1407-nucleotide messenger RNA. RefSeq names its product ceramide kinase like (gene CERKL). NCBI's taxonomy places the organism in Eukaryota, Metazoa, Chordata, Mammalia, Primates, Lemuridae. Gene Ontology annotation, molecular function: kinase activity. The record is from RefSeq and is a predicted model, not a curated record. Bases 79 to 1305 code for a protein of 408 amino acids. The transcript is spliced from 9 exons.